UAUGACUUCAUAAGGCUACGCUGCGCUCCUGCGUCUGAAGAAAGACUUUAUCUUACCAGUGCGCUGACUACUGAACUAGGGAGCUGACUGAGACGCACCCAGAUUACUAUUAUAAAGAUGGCGUUUAUUAAAGAGGAGAGUGAAGACAUGAAGAUUGAAGAAGCAUUUAGUGUCAAACAUGAAGAUACUGAGACACAAACAGAGAUGGUGUUUAUUGAAAAGGAGAGUGAAGACAUGAAGAUUGAAGAAACAUUCAGAGUCAAAGAUGAAGAUACUGAGGAACAAACAGACCUAAUGGUGCUGAAAGAGGAGAGUGAAGUACUAGCUGAAAUGGAAGUGAAAGAUCACUAUGAGAAAAUACAUCACGAUUUCAAGAAUGGAGAAAAAUUCUGUGAAACUGAAAAGACUUCCUCACAAAAAAGAGCUCAGAAGACCAAAUCUAACAGUUACUUCACCUGCCAUCAGUGUGGAAAAAGCUUCACUCAAAAAGGAAGCCUUAAAAGCCACAUGAUAGGCUUUUUGUCUUCAUAA
Sinocyclocheilus anshuiensis is the source of this 531-nucleotide messenger RNA. RefSeq names its product zinc finger and SCAN domain-containing protein 31-like. NCBI's taxonomy places the organism in Eukaryota, Metazoa, Chordata, Actinopteri, Cypriniformes, Cyprinidae. The coding region runs from base 118 to 531 and encodes 137 amino acids. The transcript is spliced from 4 exons. The record is from RefSeq and is a predicted model, not a curated record.